AUGCAUGUGAGAAGGCUGCAGUGGAUUUUUCUGUUUCUCCUUGCCUUCUCUGUGCUGGCUCUCUGGUAUGUCAUCUGCCCUUCUGAUGCUGGGAGUGAGCAGCUCAACCUGCUGUACUUCUACGACUACGAGCCGCUUCACAGGCAGCGCUACCUCUUCACGCCGCGGGAGCGCCCCCAGCGCAAAGACAUCCAUCCCUUCCUCGUCAUCCUGGUGGCUUCCAGGCCUCGGGCCGUGGAGUCGAGGCAGGCCAUCAGGAUAACCUGGGGGUCUCAGCGCUUCUGCUGGGGGCAGCGGAUUCUAACCCUCUUCUUACUAGGGGAGGACGCUGAGGGGGCGGCGGCGCUGUCGGUGGAAGAUGAGAGCAUCCUGUACGGCGACAUCAUCCGCCAGGACUUCGUGGACACCUGCGACAACCUCACCUUGGCCUUCCAGUGGCUCACCGAGUUCUGCUCCGGCGCCAGCUUCCUCGUGAAGACCGACGACGACGUCUCCAUCAACACCCCCAACCUGGUGAAGUUCCUCCUGAGGCUGAACUCCUCAGAGGAUGUUUUUACUGGCUAUCCUCUCCUCGACAACUUGGCCUACAGAGGCUUUUACAGGAGGAGACACAUCUCCUACCGUGAGUACCCCUUCAGGCUGUACCCUCCCUACUGCAGCGGCAUGGGUUACAUCCUGGAGGGCAGGCUGGCUCUCAGGGCUUACGAGCUGAUGAGUCACGUCAAGCCCAUUAAAUUUGAGGAUGAGGAUGUUGGAAUCUGCUUAAAUCUGCUGAAGGUGAAUGUCAGUGUUCCAGGAGAGAGCCAGUUCUUUCUUCAUGGGAUCAGGUUUGAUACCUGCAGGUACAGGCAGCUGAUCGCAGUGCACGGCGUUACGGCCAGGGAAAUGAUCCGCUUCUGGCACGGUUUGUCCUCGCAGGCUGCAGUCGCCUGCCUUUGA
Messenger RNA from Dryobates pubescens (Downy woodpecker), 939 nucleotides. It is a transcript of the gene B3GALNT1, whose product is annotated as beta-1,3-N-acetylgalactosaminyltransferase 1 (globoside blood group). NCBI's taxonomy places the organism in Eukaryota, Metazoa, Chordata, Aves, Piciformes, Picidae. Gene Ontology annotation, cellular component: membrane. The record is from RefSeq and is a predicted model, not a curated record. The transcript has a single exon. Gene Ontology annotation, molecular function: N-acetyl-beta-D-glucosaminide beta-(1,3)-galactosyltransferase activity. The coding region runs from base 1 to 939 and encodes 312 amino acids.